Messenger RNA from Suillus paluster, 3617 nucleotides. RefSeq names its product DUF1212-domain-containing protein. Gene Ontology annotation, biological process: transmembrane transport. Gene Ontology annotation, molecular function: transmembrane transporter activity. NCBI's taxonomy places the organism in Eukaryota, Fungi, Basidiomycota, Agaricomycetes, Boletales, Suillaceae. Bases 257 to 3385 code for a protein of 1042 amino acids. The record is from RefSeq and is a predicted model, not a curated record. The transcript has 8 exons.
GGGUGACCGUGACGAAGAAGGAAGUAUGACAUCAUGUGAGAGAAUUGUUGCCAUCACCUUCUUCGAAUACUUCAAGUAUAUGUACACUAGAUCAAUCAUGCAAGUCGAACCCAACCAUCCAAGCGACGGUGAAACGAGUUCACCCGAGUCGACAAUAGUGUUUUUGCAAUUUAUUGUGGAGUAUCAUUUCAAUAAUUGGUGAAUAAUCAUCAAUUUUCGAAUCUGGAACGCGUCGCGCCGGUUCUACUCAACUAUAAUGUCCCCAACCCCGCCCCAUCCAGGCAGCUGUACGCCCCGCCGCGUACAAUGGGCCAGCACUGAUCAUUUCCACUCACCCCCCUCCACUCCUCAUGCACUAGAUGAGAUGGCCCAGGAUCCAAGCGCCUUCGAAACACUCAAAGACGCACUCAGGCGUCACAGCUCCUCCCGUACCCGAUCCCCCUCCGGGUCUCCGUCCCCCGGAACCUCCACCCUGCCCCCAGUCACCCACUCCUCUACCCUCACGGACGCACCAGACGGUGAUCAUCCCUACCUCAACCCAUACCUGCAACAUACCUAUCCACCAAGCACCCCCGAUUCCUCCGCACCCACAUCUCCAUCCUCUUCCACCCCCUUCCUUCCCCGCCGCACCCACGCCCUUCCUGGCGAGGUUUUCAUCGAUCCUCUCGAGAGUGCUGGACUCCCCCUCUCCUCAAGGCAAGCAAGCCGAGACUCGCAGAUGCCGGGUGACGGCCAUGCAGGCCAUGUCGAGCACCUUGCCGUACGCGAGGCAGCAGGCGUCGUCAGAGCACACACCAAACGAUGGGGUGUACUUGGUCGCAGGCACCACCGUCUCAAAUCGUCCAGAGCUGGACGUGGCACAGACACAGAGCAUGACACGGACGGCGAGUUCGAGAAACACCACAACCAACCCAAACCCAAGAAAUCUUGGUGGCACUUUCACACACCCCCAUCCGUCGCACCCACCCCGCAUCACCCCCCACACUAUGCGCAUACCUCCUACAGUGACCCUGAAUCCCAUCCUUCCCUACAUCCUUCCCAGCCCAAGUUCGGCUCUGGCGUCCUCAGUGCCCUCCUAGCCCUCUACGAACACGAGCAAGAGCACGAUGACCACCCACCAAGUGAAGACGAAUCCGAACUCUUCAACCCAGACCGCCCAUGGAUCGACUCCAAACACAAACGCAAAAAAUCCCUCGGACGCACAAUCCACUCCGCCUCAAGCAGCGCAGCGUCCCUCCUCGCAUCCGUACCCCCAGCGCUCAUUCCUCCCGCACUUAAACACAAAGAAAAAGCGCCUGCCACAAUGGCGGCGCUGAUUACAGGUGCGGGGACGCUUACGGGUGCUGCGGCGCCGCAGCAGGCCGGUCUAGCGCCUGAUUUGAAGAGGGGGUAUGGGCUCGUGAGGUAUCGGUUUGAGGAUGGGAUUGAUGACGUGUUGCAGCCUCCGCCUGCGGUGCUUCCACUUGUGCAGAACCAGGCAGAAACAGAAUCUGGGUCUGAAGAAGGACCACAACGUACACCGCCCCGCUUGAACUUACACCUCCCCCGCCGGACGAGAAGCACCGAUUUCAAUUUUACGCGUGGAGUCGGUGGGCCGGUGGAGGAAGACCACGAGGGUGAAGUUGCAUCCAAUACGCUCGUAGACGAGGAAGAAGACUCCCCGGAUACGCUUGCAGUGACGACUGCUGCUUCCUCACCUACCGGGAAGCCGCCCUUACCAACUGCGCCUGCACCCGCCCGAGGUAAAAAAUCAAAGCGCUGGACAGGGGUGUUGAAAGAAUUACCGCACCCGCUACAUGGUGCGCAUUUUAAGGGGUUUUCUUUGAGUAUGCCCGGGACGCCUUUCCGGCAUCCUGCAAGUGGGACUUCUACGCCUGGAACCCGGGGGUCGAGUAGUGGUGGGCCUGGAACACCGGAGGGAAAAGUGGACGGUGGGGAUUAUUUUGAGGCGAAGUGGAUGGAGGAGCAGAAGGAGUGGGAGAGGAGGGAGAGGAAAGCGAGGGAGAGGAGGGAGAAGGAGAAGAGGAGGAAGAGGAAGAAGGCCGAGGUUUAUAUCACCCGGCACGUAGCUGCGAUUCUCCAGCGGCAAGAGUUCAUUUUGAAACUGGCACGCGCGAUGAUGAUGUUUGGAGGCCCGUCUCAUAGGCUCGUUGCACAGAUUCAGAGCACAGCGCGUGUGUUGGAGCUAGACCUGAGCUGUAUGUAUCUGCCCGACGUGUUGUGGAUCAGCUUCGAAGAUAACGCGACUGGGACGAGUAACGUAAAGUUCAUCCGUCAGGGCAGCGCUUUGGAUCUAGGCAAACUCGGUGAGGCGCAUGGGCUAUAUUGGGAUGUCAUCCACGAUGUCAUCUCCGUAUCCUCAGCAAGCGCCGCCCUCGACACUCUCAUGCGCAAGAAGCCCGUAUACAACUUCGCCCAACUAAUAUUCCUCGGCGGGAUGUGUUCUGCCUCCAUCUGCAGCGUCUCCUUCAACGGCUCCUUCAUCGACUGCCUCGUCUCCUUCCCCCUCGGCGCGCUCCUCGUCACUAUCCAACUCCUCAGCGUGCGCAACGAGCUGUAUGGGAACGUAUUUGAGAUCACGGUAGCUACGCUUUUGAGCUUUUUGAGCGCUGCAUUGGCUAGUACGAGACAUUUUUGUUAUUCGGCGGUUGCUAGCAGUAGUGUGGUGCUGAUUUUACCUGGCUUUAUAGUCCUCUGCGGCUCCCUCGAAGUCGCCUCCCGCUCUCUCGUAGCAGGCUCCGUCCGACUCUGCUACGCCCUCAUGUACUCCCUUUUCCUCGGUUUCGGACUCGCAAUCGGAGCAGAGCUGUAUCAGACCAUGGUGGGUACAUCCAUAGUGGGCGCUACAGAUUAUACGUGCCAGGACAGUCACGAUCUGGAGGGAGAGUGGUGGCAGAGGACGCCGAGUCUGUGGUGGGCGUUUUUGACUGUGCCAAGUUACAGUCUGUUUUUAAGUUUGAGGUUUGGGGCUUUGUUGAAGAGGAAGGAGUUGUUGCUCCUGGUCGCAAUUUCAUGCAUCGGAUGGGUGACGAACCAUUUUGUGGGUACCAAGUUCCCGAACCAGAGCGACAUGUCGGCAGCUGUCGGGGCGUUUGCUGUAGGGUUUGUGUCGAAUUUGUAUGGGAGGUUUUUUGAGGGAAAUGCAUUUGUCGUUAUGAUCACAGGCAUCCUCUUCCAACUCCCCUCAGGUUUAGGCAACGGCGGGCUAUUCAAUUUCGUUGUCGACCAGACCUCCGGUUCGAGUUCUUCCUAUCUGAGCGGGUUCAAUACGGCGCUGCAGUUGAUCAGCACGAGCAUCGGGUUGACUGUGGGUCUUGGGAUCAGUUUGGUGCUCGUGCAUCCGAUUCAGAGUAGGAAGAGGGCUGCGGGGGUGUUUAGUUUAUAGGGUGCGGGCGAGGAUGUUGCCGCACGUUGCUGUUGAACCUUGCUUUACUUGCUUUCGUUUUGGUUUGGUUUUCUUGCAUCGCCCAUGCGACAUCACCGCUGAACCUGCACAUCCCAUCUAAUAUCGAUAUAGAUAUAGAUGUCCAUCAUGCUCUCUCGUCUUUUCACUUAGUUUUCUUAGAUGCUCAUCUACUAGCAUGGACUUGGCAUUUACUUUUUACACACGGACAUCG